GACUUCUAGCGAUAUAACGACGGAAGCACUUUUGGAACAAAUUGCUUGCCGUAGUUUUAGCAGACUAAUGUAAACAUGGCGUCCUCAAUGUCACUCCUCAACCUAAGCCGAGCCUGUUUACUGAAUCCUGCGAACAAAGUAUUCCUAAAUCCCACCAGGGCCCUCACUACAUCGGUAUGGAGACAGGCCGAGGGCAAAGGGAAGGAUUCGCAGCUCAUCACCGUUCAAGAGAAACUGGACAUCACUAGUCUCACUGGCGUGCCAGAAGAGCACACUAAGACGCGUAAGGUGCGCAUCUUUGUGCCAACGCGCACUGCCAUGCAGUCGGGGGUCAACAGCACCAAGAAGUGGAAGGUGGACUUUGAUACCCGCGAGCGCUGGGAGAACCCACUGAUGGGCUGGUCCUCCACCGGUGACCCCCUCUCCAACAUGGUACUGACCUUCAGCUCCAAGGAGGACGCCAUCGCUUUCGUGGAGAAGAAUGGUUGGAGUUACGAUAUCACGGAAAAAAGGACGCCCAAGCCAAGAGUGAAGUCAUACGGGGCUAACUUCUCCUGGGACAGGAGGACAAGAAGGUCUUGCAAGUAGACCCACACCACCUGUUGUGUGUGUGUGUGUGUGUGCGUUCCUGCCGCUUGCUAGCGAUCAAUAGCAGUUCUGUAUUAUAAUAUUAUCUUAUUCGUCAAAUAAUAAAAAGGCUCACUUACAUCCA
This is a messenger RNA of Sardina pilchardus (European sardine), 712 nucleotides long. RefSeq names its product NADH:ubiquinone oxidoreductase subunit S4 (gene ndufs4). NCBI's taxonomy places the organism in Eukaryota, Metazoa, Chordata, Actinopteri, Clupeiformes, Clupeidae. The record is from RefSeq and is a predicted model, not a curated record. Bases 76 to 588 code for a protein of 170 amino acids. Gene Ontology annotation, biological process: electron transport chain. The transcript has 5 exons.